This is a messenger RNA of Cimex lectularius (bed bug), 6323 nucleotides long. RefSeq names its product nuclear pore membrane glycoprotein 210 (gene Gp210). NCBI's taxonomy places the organism in Eukaryota, Metazoa, Arthropoda, Insecta, Hemiptera, Cimicidae. The record is from RefSeq and is a predicted model, not a curated record. Gene Ontology annotation, cellular component: nuclear pore. The transcript is spliced from 21 exons. The coding region runs from base 108 to 5744 and encodes 1878 amino acids.
UUGUUGCCUACUGGUUGUUUGCCUCCAUGCGUGCCGGUGGGAAGGCUCGACGAUAAAACGUGUUUAACAUGAUGAACGUCUAGUCUUUUGAUCCUCCAAAAAUAAAAAUGUGGCGGCCUCUGAAAAUAUUGACUCUCCUCGCCGUCUGCCUUUAUUCGUUGGCCGAGGCCAAGUCCAAGCUGAACGUGCCAAGAAUAUUACUGCCGAUAUUCCGUGAGAUUUCCACCAGCUACACUCUGGAAGUGACACCCGGCAUCGGCUGUUACAGAUGGUCUACUUCUCGAUCAGAUUUGAUUCAAGUUGUCCUUGAAGAUCCUCAUGGCGACUGCUCUGUCAACGCGACGGUAAUUGUUAAAACGACUGAGUUAAUGAGAAACACUGCAAUCGUGUUAGCUGAGGAAGUUGACACUAAUGAAGUCCUUCGAGCGGACGUUAUCAUUGACGUUAUACAUUCUUUAAACAUAGUCACUACAACAAGGGAACUCUAUAUGGAAGAACCUCCAGAAAUGUUUGAAGUCCGUGCUUAUGACGACCAAGGUAACGAAUUCACCACCCUUAAGGGAGUUGAGUUUAAAUGGAAUAUAGAAGGAAUGGCUGUGGACCAUCAACCUGUACUGAAAUUCAUAACAUUCCGCGACUCUCUAUACGAAACACCAAGCACAAUAGUCAAUUUUGAGAAAGACAAACAGCAAGGUCAUAUUGUUCUCAUUGAAGGAGUCACAACAGGUAGUGCAAGGGUUUCAGUGCAUUUACCAUAUCCUGAAUACAGUCAUGUAAAAUUGGUAGAGGUGUCAUUAGUUGUUAUUGUCAACCUUAUUCUUGAGCCUGUUGAAUCGUUUAUAUUGAAAGGUGAUACAAUUACCUAUCGCCUUUUGCAGGUUAAACAAAGUAGAUUAAUAGAAGUUGAUCCGAGUGUGAGUAGCCAAUAUGAAAUUCAAGGAGACAGUGAUAAUUUAGUAGAAAUAAGAGAAUUCACAGUAACAGGGACUGAUUUGGGUGUAGUUAAAAUUUCAUUGCAAGAGAAAAAUUCUGAAAUAGAUACGCCAAAAUUGCCCUCCUCUCAACUUACAAUUUGUGAACCUUUUCACAUUAAUCUAGUUAUGUAUCCAAUUGAUAACUGGAUGUUAGUCACUGGUAGUUAUGCAGUGAUAACUGCUGAGUUAUUUACAAGAGAUCAUCACCGAAUUCAUUUGGGACCAAAUGUAGAGAUAAUGAUAACAGUCCCACCCAAGUUAUUUCACAUAGAGAGGAGGUCAAAAAAUGGAUCUGUGGUGUAUGGUUAUGGGGGCGAUUCUGGUUAUGACAGCGUUAAAGCAGCAGUCAACCCACUUUCGAUCGGAUUCUCUGAAAUAGGGCCUAGACAUAAUUUGACCACCUCCGUAACUCUUAAUGUAUUUCCUCGCCUCACAUUAUUUCCAGAAGUGUUGUUUGUUCCUUGGAAUCCUACAAUGCCAAGGUUGAAAGUCAGUUAUGUCGCUUCUGGAGGGGAUGGAGUUUAUACUUGGAAAACAGGGGCCUCUUCUGUGGCAACUGUUUUGGAAAAUGGUGUAGUGGAAACUAGAGGUAUCGGAACGACUUGUGUGACAGUAAGCAUGACGGUGGACCCUACAAAAUUUACACAAGCGAAGCUGUAUGUCGUGGAGCCGAUCGCCAUGGAAAUCAUACCUUAUAUCAAUGAGGUCGUUGUCGGAAGUCCAGUUUACAUUCAUAUUUCCCUCAGCGGUCAUUAUGAAGGUACAUUGACACCUCUUGACUACUGUGACCAUUUCGCUUAUAAAGUCGAAGUAGCUGAUAAUUUCUAUUAUGACAAUUCCUUGAAACAAAAGCCAAAGGUGAAAAACGCUUGCACCGUUUUGUCGAUAGUUGGCAAACAGCCAGGUGUAUCUAAGUUAAGAGUAUCUCUUAGAAUCAAUGGCAUUGAAUUAACUUCCAGUACGCUUAUAUCAGCUUUUGAACCUUUGACUGUAAAUUAUCCAAAAGAAGGAAAACCCGUUGUCCUAGCUUUAGGUUCAUCAAGCCCUAUAGUAUUUCAAAAUGGACCUAACCAUAAUUUUGGAAGGGUUAUACCUUCAAUAAAAUACAGUAAACAGUUGUUAACACAUCACGACAUAAUAGAAAGGCAUCAAUUGUAUAUUUUUUCUGUAAUGUGCGUUAAUCUUGGAGAAACUACUUUUAAGUUGGAAUUGAAGUCAGAACCAGUGUUGAAAUUGUGCAAAGGUGUUAUUGUGGAAGCUUACGUUACAGUGAUAUGUGCUCAUCCGAGGAUAAUAAGCCUAGAACCAUCAUUGCCUUCCACUUGCUCACUCGCAAGUACAAAUUUUGUAUUUUGCCAAAUAUCAUCAAAAUACGAGUGGAACGUUAUUUUGAAAGAUGAUAAAGGGAAUGAUUUUGAUAAUGCCACGAGCUUGUUGUUUGAAUGGAUUCCCGAUAAAGCUGAUUUGAUAAGUAUUGAGAAGAAAUCACCUAUCCAACUUCAUGAAGUGUCAAUGUAUCCAGAUGUUGCGAUACCCAAUGGUCACUACAAAAUGCUUCUAACUAAAAAUAAGACUGGACAGACGGAGCUAAGAACAAAGCUCGUCGGCUUUCAAAAGAGUGCUGUGAAUUUUUUAAAUAAAAUAUACGAUGAUUACGAAAAUUUACUGAAAACUAUUCCCGUAUUGGUUGGUAAACUUCCUGUAAAAAUUGUACACCAAAUCACUACAGAUCCCCAAACGAUUUCUCUUUUCACUCAUCCAAAUGUGAGAGCUGAGAUCAACAUUUCAAAUGGAUCUGGUCAUAUUGACAUCGCUGUGAGUCCAAAGGGAUUGAUAUCGUAUACAAAGCAUGGAAACAUGAUUGAAGUUAAACCGAUACAAGAAGGCAGUGCAGUUUUGUCUGUAAAAGACAAUUGCAUUUUAAAUACUUCAGCACUAGUAGAUAUAAAGAUCGUAGAACUCAAAAUGAUAAAACUUGAAGUAGUAGAAAAAGUUGUGAAAGACACAAUUUUUACAGCAACCGUUUCCUUCCAUGGGAAAGACAACGAACGGUUGACUUUUCCUCCAACUACCAUGGUGGAAUUAGUAACCCACCUUUCUAUUUCCUCGCCGAAUAUUAUUAAACUUGAAGGAGUGGAAACUGGUGAAAUUGAUUAUUCAGCUGGUUCAAUCAUGUUUAAGCUAAAAUCCUUAAACCAUGGAGAAUCGACACUUGUCGCUAAAUGUUUGGAUUUGUUUAGCGAGUCUCAUAUAGUGCAGGUGUUCCCUUCUGUCAAAAUCAGCCCUCAGUCUCUAGUGCUUUGUGUUGGUGCUGAAAUACAAAUCUCCGUCACCGGAGGACCAUCCCACCCUUCACGUGACAUACAGUUUAGCGUAAUAGACAAUUACAUUGUUUCAGUUGAUAAUGUUGGUGUUAUCAAAGGAUUACAUAUAGGGAAGACUCAAGUAAAAGCUAUGGCAUUUAAUGCUUUGAGUGAAAUCUUCAGUGAAGACAGUAUUGAAGUUAGUGUAAUACCUUUGUCAGGGAUUCGUUUGAUUGCACCUGUAAGCAAUCUGUUAGUUGGCAAUGUGAUGCCUGUAUGGGUCACGGGUGUACCAAGCCAACUCACGCCUUUUGUCAUCGGCUCUAUUAAUCCACCAUUACAUUUUCAAUGGAGUGUAAGUUUGCCAAGCGUACUGCAGAUCUAUAAUGUUUUUCAGGAUGCUAAUUUAAAGUUGGAUCAUGACAACAGUUUAUCUAUGAGAGUCAAGGCUCUUAAACCCGGACACAGUCACAUACACGUUGCAGUAUCCGGUCAUAGCUGGGACGGCUCUUUUAUAGUACUCAAUUCGACAAUUGAAAUCCAAGUACUUAGCAGUUUCCACUGGGAGAACCCGAAUUUUGUAAGCAUCCCUUCUAUAAUAGUGGCUCCUGAUUCACAAUUUAACAUCAAAACUAACCGAGAUUUGGAAGGACCCAUUAAUUACAGAAUUAUCAAUCUGAGCAAUAGCUCACACAGAAGUGUCACUUCCAGAGAGUUUAGGGCAGAGAAUUAUGGAGUUUCCUUAGUGGAUUCAUUUAGCGGAAGAGUCCAUGUUAAUAGUCAAAAAGGAAAUAGCGUCAUUGUGGCUUCGUACAAAGAUUAUCUUGGAGAAUUACAGAUAAUAUCACUAAAUGUUAUGAUAAGACCAGUUCAUUAUAUAAUGCUGAAUAUACAGAAUAAAAUUCUGUCUCCAAAUGUACUUUUGCACUCACUGCCUCAAGGGCUUUAUCUUAAACUGUCAGUGACAUAUCACGACCAGUUCGGUACCCCAUUUUAUGCAGCUCCUACUCAAAUAGAUGCACAGUUCAAUGUCUUUGAUAAGACUAAUAUUUCUCCUCAUGGAAAAGAUGAAUUAGAAAUAACUUUAGAAAAAGAGGGAAACACGACAUUAAGAAUUUACGAUAUAAUUGGUGGUUUUGAGGACUAUAUAAAAUUACCAGUGAGAAAUCAUAUAUUUCCUUCAAAGAAAACGCUUGCUUUGGAUGAGAUAGUUUGUUACACAACGAUGGGCAAUUUCAAUGGUACUUGGCACUCUGAUAGUGAUACUGUUAAAAUUGAUGAAUACGGCUUGGCUGUUCCUAUGAGACAAGGAUCAGCAGUUCUUUCAUUCAAAUCAGUUCAAGCUGGGGCAUAUAUAUCAUCAUAUUUACCAGUUGAAAUAUUUCCUACUGAAAUGCUACAACUAGGUCCAUUACCACAGAAUGUGAUUUCAAAUUCAGUCGAAGGAGAAGUAUUUUUCGUACCAGUAUUAUUUGGAACUGUUAAAAAUCUAGAAGAACCUGUCAAGUACAUGCCCACGCCUUGCAACGUCAAUUCUGAAGUGCCGAAAUUUCUCGCAUUUAGGUGUGAGAUAAGAUUCAAUACGCUUCAGACUUCUUAUCCUAUCGAACACCUGUUCGCCGUUCAAGCAAAAUUCGACUUCAAUUCAGGUUAUUACGGAUGUGAAAUAUUUACAUUGACGGGGCCUACGUAUAAUACUAGCAUAAUAAUGGCAAAUAUAAGUAUUCGAGCCAAUUACUACAAUCCAACUGUGUCUCCGGACUCUCUUCUGAUACAUUACGUUCCAAGUGUAUUUGUAUUGCACCGGAGAAUAUAUUUUGAAAAGGACGUUAAUGAAAAGAGUCUUUUUAUAUCUGGAAUUCCAGAAGUAUUGUCACAAAUAACAGUCGAUGUAAAUAACAGACUGCUGUACAUUGUUGGAAAUCCUACAUGUGAUAUGUCUCGAAAACAGUGCGAAUAUAAAAUUUUUAUAGAUUUCUUCUACUGGAAAGGAGUAAAGACAUAUGAAGACGAUUAUGUAAUAAUUAGUUCGCCACUGACAAAACAACUUAUCAAGAUUCCUCUUCUAGUCGAUGACGAGUUGGAUGAACAGACGCUGCCACAAAUUAAAGAUCCUUUAAAAAGGCUUAUUUUACCGCUGAUUACUACAGAGGAGAGAUUCGAGGAUAUUAUGUACUAUGGCUUAUGGCUCUUAGCUAUAUUUACCCCUCUUUGUAUUUCUUAUUUUAUAUUUUUCUUCACCGAACAAUCACCCGCUGCCUUAUAUAGACUGUACAACACAAUACCAAAUCGGCCGAUCAGGGUUCCCGCUGGAUUCGACACACCACAUGAUUUAAUCAGCGAAUCGUUAUCACAGUAUGUCCGUCCUGGGCGGAGAACCUCGCCAGAAAGAAAGCAAUUCUCUUACGGAAACACUCGAAACCUCAACGACUCGUUGUUUAUGUCGUCCGGCUCUUCUGAAUUUUGACUUGAUUAAAAGUCAUGUUUAACUUAUUUACAUAUGUAUAUACAUUUUGAAUCAUCUUGACCUAUGUGCUGCCUAAAUUUACAUGAAAAUUAUGUUUUCGUUUAACUUUUCAAUUUCAGACUUUUGUGUUUGACAGUUUUGUAUUACUAUUACUAUUUUUUUAUACAUAAUGCGGACUUAGAAUAAUAAUAAAGUGCAUUUUCUGUAUUUAGUAGAUUGUAAGACUAGAUGUUAUAAGUAAAUAUUUGAAAUUCACUGUGAUAUCUGAUUCUCUAAAUAAUAGGACUCGUAAAAUUAAUCUAUUGAUGAUUUGCCAUUUGAUUUUUUCUUCAGGUUAUUUAAAAAAAAAAAAUCCUUUUAUACUUUUAAUUUGCAUAAAGGUAAAAAUUGAAAAUUACAACUCAACUUGAUAAAUCUUUUUAAAGGUCCUAGUUCAGACUGAUUCAGACUAAUGUAUGUUUGUUACCUUGAGCAUGUAGACGGAACUGAGUACACAUGUUGAUGCCAUUUUAAAAAAUAAAAUUGAAUUUUAACACAAUUUGUUAAUUGAGUAAAUAAAUGUAACUUUUUUUAAAGAUU